GACAAACAUAGUUUAACUGUGAUAAUAUUUAAAAAUAUCUAUUAUUAAAAUGUCUGUGAUUCCAAGAAAAUUGUUGCUGUUAAUACUUGUAUCUUUAGUUUGUGUUUUGUUUAUCCUGAUGUACGGAGCACAGCUUCAGAGAGGGGAUGAAAUUAUUCCGAAUACUGAAACCUCGACCCAAUCUCCACAGAAGCAGGAGACUUGUCCUAGCUUACGGAGCUACCCCGCGGAUAUAGAAACCAGUAAUGUUUUCCCAACCCUGGAUCUAACUCCGUCCUGGAUGUCGAGAAGAGAGUUCUGGGGAAACGAAUAUGAGGAUCGGUAUGUUCGGAGAAAAUCUAUGUGGGCUCACCUGCCCUUAAGGGUCAUAGUUAUGCCGCACUCCCAUAAUGAUCCUGGUUGGUUAAAGACAGUUGAAGGAUACUUUGCUCUCUCCACUAAAUCAAUCCUGACAAAUAUCGUCAACAAGCUGACUGAGCACAAGAACAUGACCUUUAUCUGGUCCGAGGCUAGCUACAUGUUUAUGUGGUGGGAAGGGGCUGAUACAGAGGCCAGGAACAAACUCCGUGUCCUUCUGGACUCUGGCAGGUUGGAGAUUACUACCGGAGGUUGGGUGAUGACAGACGAGGCUAAUGUUGAUUUCUUCUCCAUGGUUGAUCAGUUGGUUGAAGGUCAUGAGUUCAUGAGAAGAGAGCUAGGAGUAGUUCCUAGUUCCAGCUGGUCAGUAGAUAGCUUCGGACACGGUGGAGCUUUCCCUCACCUCCUUGCUAAAUCUGAGAUAAAUAACAUGGUGAUAAUGAGAAUACACUAUGCGUGGAAGGAAUGGUUGGCUCGUCAUCAGAACGGAGAUUUCUUGUGGAAACAAUCCUGGGAGAAGGACGGAAACUCGGCUCCUCUUUGUCACAACUUCCCCUAUGAUAUCUACAGUAUUAAACAUAGUUGCGGGCCCAAUCCCCAGACCUGCCUCGGGUUCGAUUUCCGGCAUCUUGACGGAGAGUACAACGAGUUCACAGCUCACUACUCACCCAUCAACCAGGGAAACCUGAAGGAGAGGGCUGAACUCUUGUUAGAACAGUACGGUAGAACAGGAAGCCUGCUUCCACAUAAUGUGGUUCUAGUUCCUCUUGGAGAUGAUUUUAGGUACAGUAACGAGCUUGAGUUUGAUCAGCAGUAUUCUAAUUAUAUCAAGAUUAUGGAACACAUUAACUCCGGUAAAUACAACGCACACAUAUCAUUUGGAACAUUAAAAGACUACUUUUCUGAGGUUCGGAGCAGGAUGAACGAGUUUCCAACUCUGACCGGAGACUUUCAUGUUUACUCAGAUAUUUUUUCUGAAGGUCGACCUGCCUAUUGGUCCGGGUAUUACUUUACUAGACCAUACACUAAGCUUUUGAGUAGACAGGUGUCAUCCAAACUAAGAGGAGUUGAAAUUCUCUACAGCAUUGCAAUGGGUAUGGCAAGACGGAGUGAUUUUGAUCUCCCUUUGAGCGCCCUUGUAUCCAUGUAUAAGAACCUUGUCUCGGCUCGAAGAUCUCUUGCCUUAUUUCAGCACCAUGACGCUAUCACCGGAACUAGUAAAGGUUUUGUUAUGGACGAUUACGAGCAGAAGUUGGAUAAUGCACUGGAAGUCGUGAACGGGAUGGAGGUUGUUCUAGUUCAUUAUCUAAUACAGGAGAGACAGCAGGAGAUAAUUCUGAACCGUCCUCUUCUUCAUACUAACCGGAGAAAUAAGGGAGAAAAUUGGCAAGAGGAAACCGUUCUACAUAUUUCUUCCGCUAAGGAGCAUAAGAUUGUUCUCUUCAACUCCUUAGCUCACCCAGUGUAUAGAGCCGGACAUCUACAAACUAACAAUGCAAAUCUUUGUGUCUAUAAUGAGGAGCAGGAUCUUGUAGACUCGCAGAUAUCUCCAGUUUUUAACAUCACGGGGAAACCAAGCUUAUCCUUCCAAUCCUUUAAUGUUUGGUUUGGUGUUGAGCUUGAGGCUCUGUCUAUAGCUGUGUAUACUGUGAAAGAAUGUACAGAGGCUAGGAAACCUACCAAGGUUUAUUGCAAAAAAUGCAGAAAUUCUGAAAAAUAUGGAUCAUUUCACCUGAAAUCUAUCCCAGACGGCGCUAUUCAACUAGAAAAUCAAAUCUACAAGCUUCUCUUCGAUCCAGAAUCUAGACUUCUGAAUAAUGUAACCAAUAAGGUGAACGGAGUAAGUAAACAGAUAAAUCUUGAUUUCUCAUCCUACACUUCACAAUUCUAUAGAAGUGGAGCUUACUUGUUUGCUGUUGAAAUGAUAAACGGGGUUCCAACAGAAACCAAGCUUUUUUCUCUCAACAAUAUAGUCGAGACAAUCAUAGUUUCCGGACCCAUUUUCUCAGAGCUUAAAGUUCUUUGGCAGGUUACCGGAGUUGGAGGCAUUGCAACCUUUCUACAUACUGUCCGGCUUUACCAUGAUACUGGUCCACUUAGUGAAGCUAUUCAUAUUGAAAACCAGUUUGAUUUCGGACCCUCGCCAAACUUUAGAGAUACGGAGUUCUUCAUGAGGUUUGAGACCGACGUAAAGAAUGGAGAAGAGAAUCUGAUAUUUACAGACCAGGCCGGGUUAGGGAUGGUUAGACGAGUUAACGCUGAGCAGGCGGGAUUAGAAGGUAACUACUUUCCUGUUACUGAGUCCGUGUAUAUUGAGGAUGAUGAGAGUAGACUAACUCUACUCAUUGAUCAUGCUAGCGGAGUUUCCUCCCGGGGAGAGGGUUUGCUCGAGAUAAUGGUGGAUAAACGAACCAUGAAUGAUGAUGCCCGUGGUAUGGGUGAAGGAGUACUGGACAGUAGGAGAACUCUUCAUAGAUACACUCUACUCAUGGAACCUAUUUCUCCGAAGAGUGAAAAGAACUCGGAAACUAUCCCGUUUUUAUCUCCUCUAGCUCUGCGGCUCAGCCGAUAUCUAGAACACCCCCUCACAUCUUUUAUUGGAAUAGAAAAGAACCAAAAGCUUGUGAAUAAACGUGGACUUAUAAACUCUGCUCUCCCAUGUGACUAUGAUCUGGUGAACUUAAGGACCUGGAGUCCUAAAGAUGCUUCCAACCCGUCUCACGCUCUCCUUAUACUAAGACGCUUAGCUCCAGACUGUUCCUGGAGCUCUUUAACUGUAUCAGAUUGUUUAGAUCCAACCUCUGUUCCUGACAUCAAGUUUUCCAAUGUUUCCGCUUUCUUCCAGCCGACCUCGUUGACCGGAAACCAUCGAGUUUCCCAACCUUACAUAUUCAAACUAUCUCCCAUGGAGAUAUCUUCUUAUAAUGUUACAUUUACAUAACAUUAUAUUUUCUUAGUAGACUUCACUUUUUCUUAUUAAUGAAGUGUUUAAAUUUUCCACUCAUCAGCUGUUUGUUCAUAUUGAACACUAACUCUUUUCAAUAACCCUUUUGCCUUACUACAUCUUUUUAUCCGCACUUUUUCCUUAUAGAAUUCAAAUAUUAAUAUUGAUAAGAAACUGUUAUUAGAUUAUUAUAUGUCACAAAUGCUCCUAUGCUCAAUGCUUAUCAAUUUAAACUUCAAUAUUUUGUAACAUUUUCCUUUAGUCUGAUCUAGAAAUAAUGAAAUAUUUGAUAUUAUAGAGGAGUGGAAUCUAGAAUACACAAUAAUAUAGAAAAUUUUAUAGAAAGAUUAAAUCUAACCCCAUUCAAAUAUUAUUGCUUUUUCCUACAUUCUUGGAAUUUGUCUUAUAUGUAAAUUGAACUAUUUACUUGAGUAUUUUCAUAUCAACAGUAUUCUUUAAUGAUCUAUUUUAAACCUGUAGAGCUCACUAAAUUUGAUAAAUAAAAUUGCACUAAUUA
Molecule: messenger RNA, 3818 nt
Organism: Eurytemora carolleeae
Lineage: Eukaryota; Metazoa; Arthropoda; Copepoda; Calanoida; Temoridae
Gene: alpha-Man-IIb
Product: alpha-mannosidase 2
Exons: 5
Coding region: 50-3298 (1082 amino acids)
Biological process (GO): mannose metabolic process; N-glycan processing; protein deglycosylation
Cellular component (GO): Golgi membrane
Molecular function (GO): carbohydrate binding; alpha-mannosidase activity
Source: RefSeq, a predicted model, not a curated record